Molecule: messenger RNA, 4091 nt
Organism: Daktulosphaira vitifoliae (grape phylloxera)
Lineage: Eukaryota; Metazoa; Arthropoda; Insecta; Hemiptera; Phylloxeridae
Gene: kibra
Product: protein kibra
Exons: 16
Coding region: 256-3450 (1064 amino acids)
Biological process (GO): regulation of hippo signaling; negative regulation of organ growth; cell migration
Cellular component (GO): cytoplasm
Molecular function (GO): kinase binding; molecular adaptor activity
Source: RefSeq, a predicted model, not a curated record
CGCACCGCGACCACUCUGUAUACUCGUUUUACUUGUCGAGGUGACGGGGGCAACGUUGCGUUCAGUCAGACCAUUUCCAAGAUGGCGAAGUGCGCGUGACAUCUAUCGUCGGUCGGUCCGUGUGUUAAUUUCGAAUAUUAAAUUUAUUUUUAUUUUGUUUUAACGGCAUUUUAAACCGAUCAAAUGUAUUUAUUAAUCUCGGUACUAGUGUGUUUGAAAACGAAUUAAAUUUGUGACUUUGAUGGAUAUAAUACAAUGCCAAGACGACGGAACGGAGAGAUACCGUUGCCCGAUGGUUGGGAUUUUGCUAGAGACUAUGAUGGAAAAGUGUAUUUCAUCGAUCAUAACUCUAAGAAAACCACUUGGAUUGACCCCAGAGACAGGUUCACCAAACCUCAAUCAUUUGCCGAUUGUAUUGGCAAUGAAUUACCUCUUGGCUGGGAAGAGGCCAUCGAUCCUGUCAUCGGGGUUUAUUACAUCAACCAUUUCAACCAAUGCACCCAAUUGGAAGACCCGAGGUUGGAGUGGAGAGCUGUUCAAGAGGCUAUGCUAAGGGAUUAUCUUCAUACAGCUCAAGAUGUAUUAGAAGCUAAAAAAGAAAUUUAUGAUAUUAAACAACAAAGACUAUACCUAGCCCAAGACGAGUACAAUCACCUUAAUAAUGCUCUGUCGACAUUAAACACAUCUAGAACUAGUCUUUGUUCAAGCUCUAGUAAUAUAAGUACAAAAUAUGAUCCUGAUUUGCUCAAGUCGGACGUGGCUCAUGCUAGAGAAAGGGUUACUAGGUUAAAACGUGAGCUUGAACAGAUUGGUGUAGAAAUGUCGUGUACUCGUCGUGGAGUUGAAACACUUUCUAAUGUUGAACAAAAGUUGUCAAAUGAUGGCAGUCGAUACAAUGUUGUUGAAGCUCAAGCUAUUGUUACUGAACUAAGAGAGAUUCAGCAAUCUCUUAGCUCUGGCCAACGAGAGCGUACUGGUUUAAUGCAAUCUUUGGCCAAGCUCAAAGAUGACCUAACAAGGUUACAACUUUGUUCUGCAACUGACGAUCCUGAUUUACAAAUCCAACACUCUUCAUCUACCCAACUUAGUGACAAACUAAGUACUGCCUCUCAAACAGAUUUAUCAGGCGAACUAAUGCCAAUGGGUACACGGUUAGCUGAAAUGGCACGAAUGCGACUUGAAUAUGAUGAAGCACGAAAACGAAUCCAAAGUAUUCAACAGCAAUUAGCUGAUCUCGAAGAAAAAGUUAUGCCUGGUCAAGAAGAGUCUGAUAAAGACCGUUUAUUAUUAUUUCAAGAAAAAGAACAGCUUUUAAGAGAGUUGAGAAGUAUCACACCACGGUCGCGUAGUCAUCAAGAAAUGACUGAUAUUCAGGGUGAAAUAAAAAAAUUAGAGCAAGAUUUAAAUAAUUGUUUAGAAAUGUCUAAUAGAGCUAUCGCAGACAGGUUAAGAUUGCACGAAGAAAAACAAUUGUUAUUGCAACAGCUAAAAGAAGCAUUACGAUCAAUGACACAGCUAGAAACUCAAUUGAAAACAUUGUCAGCAUCUACAUUAUCUGUUAGUUCUAGUUCAAGUUUAGGAUCAUUGUCUACAACCAGUAGCAAAGGAUCACUCAGUAGUGGAUUAAGUUUUACAGAUAUAUAUGGUGGACCUCAAUGUCUAGCUCCUGCUACCUAUGAUAGACCAGUAGACAUGGCUGAUCUUCAUAAAAGAGUUGAGAGACUGUUGCGUGAUGAUAUUCAACCUCCAGCAUACGAAAACAUGAAUGAUUCAUCAAAUUUGUUGCCUAAUGUAACUGGUGUGCCAUAUACUCGAAACUGUAGACCCACUAGUCCACCAUUAUCACCUAUAUCUGAAACACCUAGAAGCGUUUCUGCUGCAGUUAGUGAUGAAUCAGUAGCUGGUGAUUCUGGUGUAUUUGAAGCGAGUCAUAAAUCAAACUUCAACGCUGAAACUUCUCAAGUUCAAAUUCGCUUAAAGUAUUCAAUUGCUGAACAAGUGUUGCAUAUAUGCAUAGAGAGAUUACGAAAUGUAGUGGCUUUAUCUAUUGCUGAGUCUUGGCAAUUAUAUGUGAAAGUUAUGCUUUUACCAAGCAGCUUAAAUCCUUCAUUAAGUGGUUGCACUAAACCUAUAUCAGAUCUAUCUAAAGCGAGGUUUGGUGAUAGUUUUGCAUUUAAUUUGCCAGCCAAUAAACUUUGUACCAAAACACUACAAGUCAAUGUUUGGGGACUUGGUCCAGAAGAUUUAACUGAGUGUUUGGCAUGUGCUCAAGUCAGUUUGGCCGAAUUCAAUGAGACUGAGAAUAAUUCUUGGUGCAAGUGGUAUAAUUUGCUUAGUUUAAAAUUCAUGCACAACAGUGGGUCUUUGCCUUCAAUUUUGCUCAAAGAUGAUGGUGGUGGAUCUGAUGAUUCUACUAUUAUAUCUUCUCAAACGUCUACUCUUACUAGAAAUCAAGGUUGUUGUGAUGAUAGUGAUCCUAAAUUUAUAAAUGUCGACAAUUUAAAUGGAAACACCAUUGAAUAUGAUGAAGGUGACUCAGAUGAUAGUGUGAGUGACGAUGAAGAUGAUGAUGUUGAAGUUGAUGAUAUUGAAGUUUAUCAUUUGAAUAGUGAUAAAAAAAAACUCGAUAAAGUGUUGGAAAUCCCUGAUUUAGAAAAUGAUAAAGAAGACAAAGAAACAAAUACUGAUAGUGCAUUUAGUAUGAGUAGUAGUGAAAAAAAUAGAGUACCUCCUACAAUUAUUGUCAAGCGAUCUCAAACGUUUUCUCCAGCUGCUAAAAACCAAUAUAUUUGUAAAUUGAAUCGCAGUGACAGUGACAGUGCCAUGAACUUGUAUAGAAGACACAUAUCAUCUAGUGCUAGUAUGAAAGGAAUUGGAGGAAGCAAUGCUGAUAUAGCAUUUCGGCGCAAUUGUUUGGAGAGGAGGUCUUUGCGUCUAAGUCGUUUGCCUGGUAUUUUACCUAAUGGUUAUGUGCCAUCAAUGUGUGGCACAUCUUGGUGUCGUCCACCUAGAACGUCUAUUGAUUUGGAAUUAGAUAGACAAGCUCAACAUGCUAGACUAUUAUCACUAAAUGACGAAAUCUCUAGGCUCAAACAGUUAAAAAAUACCUUAGAAAUAGCUAAAGAAACAGGUGACACUGAUGUAGCUGCUUGGGUACUUGAGGAUGAAGAAUUUCAAAAUCUUGUCAAAGAAGCUGGAGAUAAAACAUUAGAUGAAAAGAAAGUUGAAAGACGACUUAAAAGAGCCUCACAAAAAUUAUACAAUUUAAGAAAAAGUAAAGCUGGUCAGGGAAAACCAGAUAUUAUUUCUUUUAAAGAAAAAAUGGCAUUUUUCACACGACCUGGUGUUUCUGUACCUGUACCCCCUAGUAGUAAAUCAUCUCGGGAAUCAAAAUCAGCUGAAACUAGAUAUCAGUAUACUGUGGACCGGAUAUAUGGAGUAGAAGUUUAGUUUUAUUUACAUGUUCAUUAUUAUACUGACAAAAUAAAAUCCCACCUGCUUUUAUUUUCUAAGACUUUGAUACUAUUAUUUUGUACAUAAGAAAUAUGAAUACGUUUUGAAUUAUUACUUUUGUAAUAUAUUCAAUGUUACAUGAUUGUUUUUAUUUUCUAGAUAGAUUUUAUUUAUUGUUAUAUUAUUAUUAAUUAUUAUUAUUUUAUUGUUAAAGUUAAUGUAAAACGAACAAAAACAAUAAUUUGUAUGUGCCUUAAUACAUAUAGUUAUAGCUGACUAGAUUUUAAUGUGUAUCAUAUGUUUAUAGUUAGCAAUUUGCCAUAAUUUAUUGUUAUUAUUUUAAUAAUGUAUUAAAACUAAAUGAAACUAAUUAGAAAUUUAAGAUCUGACAUAAUCUAUUACUAUGUAGUAUAUACUAUACGUACAAAGAUACAAUUCAAUGUUUCACAAAAAUGGCUGUGACUAAAAUUUGUAUGCUAGAGUAAUCUAUAUAUGAAUUCAAUCUUGAAAUAAUUCACGCCUCUUAAUUGUUCAUUUCUUUUAUGGGUGCUAUUCUUUAUCAUAUUUUUAUAAAAACUAUGUUAAAAAUUUUUACAUAUAUAAUAUUUUAAACCUGUCAGGGUAACUAAUAACUAAAA